Amyelois transitella is the source of this 419-nucleotide messenger RNA. Its product is annotated as vacuolar ATPase assembly integral membrane protein VMA21 homolog. Gene Ontology annotation, biological process: vacuolar proton-transporting V-type ATPase complex assembly. The transcript is spliced from 2 exons. Lineage: Eukaryota; Metazoa; Arthropoda; Insecta; Lepidoptera; Pyralidae. The record is from RefSeq and is a predicted model, not a curated record. Bases 156 to 419 code for a protein of 87 amino acids.
AUCGAUUUGAUUGCUUGACUUUUUGAUUGAGCUGUACCUAUGUGUUGGAUCGGAAAUCUUUGAAUUUUAAUGGUCUUCUGAUCUGAAAACUUUCUGUGCAGUUAAUGAUCGCUGAUUAUUAUUAACUAGUUUUAGUUUUUAUUUUAUCUUAUUUUAUGAUGAUUGAAGGUCGAGCAAAUGAAUUGCCGGACUUCCAGGUCUUUCAAACGGUAAUUAAAUACUGCGUCGUGAUUAUUGUUUUACCAGUGCUUGCAUUUUUCUCGUCAAAAAUAGUUUUUGAUGGACUACAGUUAGCACCUGUUACCAGCAGUGUUUAUUCUGCUGUUGUUGCGGUUCUGGUAUUACAUUUCGCUCUAGGCUUAUAUAUUUACCGGGCAUAUGCAGAAGCCGAGCCUUCAAAGGCGACCAAAAAGGAUUAA